Molecule: messenger RNA, 1071 nt
Organism: Amphibalanus amphitrite
Lineage: Eukaryota; Metazoa; Arthropoda; Thecostraca; Balanomorpha; Balanidae
Exons: 2
Coding region: 258-923 (221 amino acids)
Source: RefSeq, a predicted model, not a curated record
UGAUGAAUCGACAAACUUGAACUGCAGGACUCGUGGCGCUGCUCGCCUCCUCGCCAAUGCGAAUGCGUUCUCUGAGGACAACCCGCCCAAGGCUACCAUGGCGAAGCCACGCCACCGCGCCGGCUAUAGACUCACGGCCUGAAGCGAGUUUGGGCGCGACGGCUGGCGAGCCAAGGCGGCGGAAAGUCGUCUGGCGGAGCUCCCGUCUGAGGCGAGCUUGAUCUGGUCAGACAGCUCCGCCACCGAUGGUGUGCUAGAUGGAGGAGGAGGGGCCACCCCCCCCCCCGAACCGCGACAUCCGAGAGGUGCGUGUCGCGGCAGGCGCCCUCUGCUCUAGCACGCGCGGCGAGCUAUUCGCCCUAAGAGCGGUGUUGGAGGAGCUGGCCGGACGGAUGGUACCGGUCGAUAUGGGUCGACCGCCGUCUAUCCCAACGGUAGCGCCAAUCGACGUGGGCACUAUCUACAAGGCAGGCGCGCGCGCGCGACAGGCGCGCCACGGCAGCCGCGCGCGCGACGCUGCGCGCGCCUGGCAGCGGAACUGGCCGGACGGAUGGUACCGGUCGAUAUGGGUCGACCGCUGUCCUGGCUCCGUCCUGGAGGCCGACCGUGCAGUCGUUAUCGACAUCCGCCAGUACCUGCUCUGCAUCGGCCGCCUCCCGAGGCCGGAUGCCCACAAUGCAACGACGUGGAGUGCCCUGCUGCCCGAUGCCGCGUCUGCCGCGAAGAGGCUGGCACUCCACGGUAUGUGCUGCUGCGAUGCGCGGCGCUGGCGGUGUUGCGACAAAGAGCCUCGGCAGCUGAACUGCUUCAAGCGACGUAACGAUAUCUGCCCUCCCCUCCCCUAUCGAGCCGCGUGGGUGUGGACGGACGGGUCGGCAGACGCGAGAACCUGCAGCGAAGGAGCUGGGGUCUACGGGGAGUAGCAGCACGAAUGGACUGAUGAGCCGCGUGUCCCGGCCGGUCCAUUCUGCUGUUCCAGCUCCAGGACCGGCCGCGCCGUCGCCACCCGUCCGGCGUCAGUGGAGGACCGCUCAUCAGCUGUCGAUUUUCAUCAGUUUCGUUUGGAUCACU